Oryctolagus cuniculus (rabbit) is the source of this 4603-nucleotide messenger RNA. Lineage: Eukaryota; Metazoa; Chordata; Mammalia; Lagomorpha; Leporidae. The record is from RefSeq and is a predicted model, not a curated record.
GACUUAGGUAUUGUGUUUGUCGCUCAACUUCGGCAGUUUUUUUUAAAAAAAUAGCUUCCAUCCGCUGGUUCACUCCGCAGGUGCCGCACGCACAGCUGGGCCUGGGCCAGGCUGCCACGUGGGUGUCGGGGACUGCGUGCUCCAUCAUGUGCUGCCUCCCUGGCCCUCAGCCGAGGGGCAGGCAACCCCGGCUCCAGUGUGAGAGCCCCAGCUCUGACAAUGAUUAACUUACAGUUAAGAGCAGUCUUGUACCUCCUCCCCCAAACUGUAUUGUUUUGAAGCAAAUCUUAAACAUCGUAUCACAGUGUUAGAGAUUUUGACUUUUACCAGAAUGCUCCUAAAAUGUGCUUUUAAAAGAAUCAGUUGUCAUUUUGUUUGCUUGGCUUCUCAUCUCUGAACAGAUUACUUGGUUACUGUGCAGUGGGGAAAAGACUAGCAGCUGAGCUAGUUUUGAUCAGUGCUUUCCCGCUCUCAAAGUCAAAUCCCAAAUGUGGCCUUGCUUCUCUGUGUGCAAAAGUAACUCUUGAGCCAUGAAAGACUAAUUGAAGAGCCAUCAGAAAGACAGAUUUCCUAUCCCUUUGUUGGUGGAGACCUACCUGCUAGGCCCCUUUAAAUAGGCAGGAGCUUUGUGUCAAAGUUAAACCACAGUAAUGCACCAUGAAGCUUCCCAAAGUUUCUUUAGCUGGUUGUGUAAAUAAAUGCCGUCUCAGUAAGUAUUAAGCGAAGGAUGUUUGAUUUCAGAAUCUUUGUAGAAUUGUUUUCCAGAGUCCCCAUCUGCUCUAUUUACAAACAGCACAUUGUUAGUAAUUAUGAGUGGAAUCUUAAGUUUUGUGACUAGUGUGAAAUCAAAAUAAGUGUUCAUAUUUUUCUUGUUUAAAAGGAGAUCUCUCCUAGAAGUAUUAUAAAUAUUUGCUAUUGUUACGUAAUUUUCAAAUUUCUGUCCUGAACAGUUUCUAGUUUGACUUGUAACAUUGUUAUUUCAUUCUUGUGGGUUUUCAUUGAAGCUUGAUCAGGGGUACAGUGGAAACGUUAUAUAUUAUAUUUUAGUUACUACAGCCUGGGAGAUUUGGAAAUUAAAAUUAAUCUGAGGAAAAAUCUGUUGAGUAUCUAGGGGAGGACACAACAUUUAUUUUUUAAACAGUGCUUAGUGCUUCCUAUCAGGCUUACCAGUAAAACUUUUAAGUGUUUAGAACUGUUACCAUAAAUAGCUGCUUCAGGAUAAAUUGCUGUCUUUUAAGAUUCAGCCAGAAAACCCACUUAUACACAGAUUAUUUUAAGUUUAGAAAUGAACGUGACUCACAGAACUUUUCCUCCCAACUCUGAAGUCCAAACGGUUGAUAUUAUUCUGAGGGUAAUCAUUAAACAGCGGCCUAGACUGUGCUGCCCAUCCCGGCUCUUCCCCAGGUACCGUGCAGGCUUUAGCGGGGAGGCGCAGUGAGUCUCUGUGUAGGGCAGCUUCUUGGACACUGUGUUUGCUGAAUGGAGUCAAAAUGAAAUUCACCAGCCUAAAGACGAGACUUCGUGUGACGUCCUAAGUCAGGUUUGGAGACCGUGUUUUUCCGAGUCUGUGAACGAGAUCGUCUUAUUUGAACUUACACUUGUGACACAGACUGCUCAGUCUGGGAAAUAAAGCAUAACCCCUACUGUAGAGCUAAAUGCCCUGUGCAUGAAACUUGGAAUAAAGCCAAUGUAUAAGCCUGUUGACCCUUACUCUCGGAUGCAGUCCACCUACAACUACAACAUGAGAGGAGGUGCUUAUCCCCCAAGGUACUUUUACCCAUUUCCAGUACCACCUCUGCUUUAUCAAGUUGAACUUUCUGUGGGAGGACAGCAGUUUAAUGGCAAAGGAAAGACGAGACAGGCUGCGAAACACGAUGCUGCUGCUAAAGCUUUGAGGAUCCUGCAGAAUGAGCCGCCGCCCGAGAGGCUGGAGGUGAAUGGAAGAGAAUCAGAAGAGGAGAAUCUCAAUAAAUCUGAAAUAAGUCAAGUGUUUGAGAUCGCGCUUAAACGGAACCUGCCUGUGAAUUUUGAGUCUUUCCCUCUGGCACAGGUGGCUCGGGAGAGUGGCCCGCCGCACAUGAGGAACUUUGUGACCAAGGUCUCAGUUGGGGAGUUCGUGGGGGAAGGUGAAGGGAAGAGCAAGAAGAUCUCCAAGAAGAAUGCUGCCAUAGCUGUUCUCGAGGAGCUGAAGAAGUUACCACCCCUGCCUGCAGCUGAGCGCACGAGGCCCAGGCUCAAAAAGAAAACAAAGCCCCCCGGCCGGCUGCAGACGAGCCCGGAGUAUGGGCAGGGCAUGAAUCCCAUCAGCAGACUGGCCCAGAUCCAGCAGGCGAAGAAGGAGCGGGAGCCCGAGUACCUGCUGCUCACAGAGCGCGGCCUCCCACGCCGCAGGGAGUUCGUGAUGCAGGUGAAGGUUGGAAACCACACUGCAGAGGGAACAGGCACCAAUAAGAAAGUGGCCAAACGCAACGCUGCGGAGAACAUGUUGGAGAUCCUGGGGUUCAAAGUUCCACAGGCACAGCCCACGAAGCCGGCGCUCAAGUCAGAGGAAAAGACACCAGUGAAGAAACCAGGGGAUGGAAGAAAAGUAACCUUUUUUGAACCAGGCUCUGGGGAUGAAAAUGGGACUAGUAGUAAAGAGGAGGAGUUCAGGAUGCCUUAUCUUAGUCAUCAGCAACUGCCUGCUGGGAUUCUUCCCAUGGUGCCCGAGGUCGCCCAGGCUGUAGGAGUCAGCCAAGGACAUCACACCAGAGAUUUCUCCAGGGCAGCUCCAAACCCUGCCAAGGCCACGGUAACUGCCAUGAUAGCCCGAGAGUUGUUGUAUGGGGGCAGCUCGCCCACAGCCGAGACCGUUUUAAAGAAUAACAUCUCUUCAGGCCACGUACCCCAUGGACCUCUCACGAGACCCUCUGAGCAACUGGACUAUCUUUCCAGAGUCCAGGGAUUCCAGGUUGAAUACAAAGACUUCCCCAAAAACAACAAGAACGAAUUUGUAUCUCUUAUCAAUUGCUCCUCUCAGCCGCCUCUGAUCAGCCACGGCAUCGGCAAGGAUGUGGAGUCCUGCCACGACAUGGCUGCCCUGAACAUUUUAAAGUUGCUGUCUGAAUUGGACCAACAGAGUACAGAAACGCCGAGAACAGGAAACGGACCAGUGUCUGUGUGUGGGAGGUGCUGAACCUUUUCUGCCUAUGAACCAUUAUAAAAUCCCAACAUAUAUACUGAAAAUACUGAAACUGCUUUGAAAAUUUGGAAUUUCUGAUACCUCCAGUGGGCCGAGAGACACGCUGGGUAAGAACGUGGGCGGAGCGAAGACGGCAGCGUGAGGAGGUGGCCGUGGCUGAUUGGCUCUGACGGCCGCGCAGCGACUGCGGCCUGCACCGCUGGGAGGAAGGGCCCGCCGCGGCUCUGCGCUCCAGCACGGCGGUGCUGUUUUGGGUUUGGUUUUUUUUUUUUCCUUUUUCCUUUUUUUGCUGUGUGGAAGAAGAAACAGAAAACAGAAGGGAGGACGCCUUCUCAGACUGGCUCACUCAAACACUUUGGGACAAACCCUGGACAGCCACGCUGGACAGAGGCCUUCCGCCGGCCCCAGAGCAGAAGCGCCAGAGAAAAUCCAAUGCUUCCUUCAGCGUCACCGAGCUUUCUAGCGUGCGCCCCCACCGUAACCACUGCUCUCUUCCUCCAGUGACGCGUGUUCUCAGUUCUUUAUCUUCUUCUCAUUGAUAUGACACUAUAUGUGAGAGUUUCUCAGUUGUAUCUAGUUACAUAGCACAGUUUAGAAACAAUAAUCUAGCCGGAAAGAUCAUACCGUGUGUAUGUGGUUAUAUAUUUUUCUUUCAUUGUCCUAACCCAGGACCAUUUCAUUGAACACAAAUGGUGUGCCCUCUGCUCUAGCUGAGACAGUCCCGAUGCCUCAGACCCUGAUGAAGUCUCCCACAGUUGUAUAAAUUGGACACUGUAGGAAUUUUAAACUUUAGAUGAUCAUUUCGUUCCUUUUCUAUUUUAUUUUUGUUAAUGCAACAGGACUUAAACAAAUGAACUUUGAUCUUUGUUUUAAAGAUUAUUAAAAACAAUUGUGUCUACACGUGGCUCUUGAGGGCGUAGCUUCACUACACUACAGGGUGUGGUCGCCGUGUGGUACUCACACACCUGCAGGUUGAUUUCCGUGAGUGCUUGAUACUGUCAUUACAUCUCCAUGUAGGGCUGAAUAGGAUGACCCGUGUUGAUGUAUGCAGCUGUGUCGCUUUAGGUGUUGUUGCUGUACACAGAGUGUGUACUGAAGGUUCUGCGUGUGGUCCAGACGAAAGCUCAGUAGGCCCGCCAGGCCAGUACUGCUUCCGUCCGUGUUUGCGCUGGAAUGUUCUCUCCCCAUGGAAUGUAAGUAAGACUUAGUGUUGUCACCAAUAAAUGGUCAUACUAAAUUUCUUUUGUUAAUUUAUUCUCAGAUGCCACUACUGCUAGGUGGACACCUCCCAACUCAACCCCUACCCUUUUUUAUUUUUAAGAAAGAAAAAUUUAUAAUGCUUGUGAUUCCAUCUUGACAAAAAUAUGAAGAACUGAAAUAACUUUAUAUCAAACUGUUGAUCAAUAAACAGCUACUAAUGAA